AUGAACGACGAAAACCUCGCCCUCGCCACAUGGAUCUCCUUGCGCUGCAGUCACUCCCAACUCAAUGGGGAGACUCUCGCCACACUCUUCCAGGCGAAUUCAAUCACCAUCAGCGCAAAAGACUACACGCGCCGCCGUUUCGCCCGCGAUGUUACGCGCGACUUUCCUUUGGCCUACGCGCCCCUUUUCCGCGAGCUCAGCAUUCUCGUCCCGCCUUGGAUGAAUCUUUGGGGCGACACGGACGAAUCGAUGAGCCUUUGGAGUGGGACCGGAACCCAGCGGUCGAGACUGCAAAUCGACAUGAAGAUCCACGCACCAACGAACACUCCCGAGAUCAAGAGCAUUCCAAGUGCUUCCGCCAACGAUGCUACUCAGGCGUUGACUGAUGAACUGGCGAAGACGAAGACCACUGCUGUUUGGGGAGCGGAUCUCAUGAUGGAGAUUGUGAUCUGUAUGCGCGAGCUGGGCGCGCAACGCGAUGGUUCUUAG
Messenger RNA from Ramularia collo-cygni, 489 nucleotides. RefSeq lists its product as uncharacterized. Bases 1 to 489 code for a protein of 162 amino acids. The transcript has a single exon. NCBI's taxonomy places the organism in Eukaryota, Fungi, Ascomycota, Dothideomycetes, Mycosphaerellales, Mycosphaerellaceae. The record is from RefSeq and is a predicted model, not a curated record.